Cantharellus anzutake is the source of this 826-nucleotide messenger RNA. RefSeq lists its product as uncharacterized. NCBI's taxonomy places the organism in Eukaryota, Fungi, Basidiomycota, Agaricomycetes, Cantharellales, Hydnaceae. The record is from RefSeq and is a predicted model, not a curated record. The transcript is spliced from 2 exons. Bases 7 to 576 code for a protein of 189 amino acids.
GGCAAAAUGACACGACAGGCUGUGGCUUUGUGUGAACAAGGACAAAGACUUUUGUUUGUGGACCUUGAGCUUCAGGCUGUGAAAGAUCCACCCCAUGAUCUACCUCAGGGCGCGCACGAUCCAUUCCACAGAUUGCGAACUCGAACCUUCGGCGUUUGCACUGCUGAAACGAGCCGACUUCGACUGUCCCAGACCGGCGCAUCCAAGUUGAAAGCAACCAUACCGUUCUCUCCAUUCGGAGCUGUGACCAUGCGACUGGUGUACUUUUGCUCACUCGGUCCUCCUCUCGUUCCCGAGUCAUUCCGGCAGAUGAUUCUCACUACUCCCGUAGGAGGCCUCUGCUCAUCACGAACUUCCCGAGCUCCGAGUCCGUCUCAAGGGGGCAUUCUGUCCAGCCAAAGUCACGUCCUUUGUUUAUGUGCAGUUCAGUCUAGAACAGAACAGACGGGAUGUUGCUAUGUUGUUCCAUCUGGGUGUUUGCCUUGGAUGUGGCGAGUGGCUGGUGAUCGAAUCUAUCUGCGUGUCAAGUCGCAUGACGGUAUUAGUUGCGCUGAUGUAUCCUUCCAGCGCGACUAAUUUGGGAUCAACUGCGACGAUUAGCUGAAGCAAUGCCUGGCACUGGAGAGUAUCGGUUAUGUAUGGAUGCCAAUUGAGGUUUGAUACCCCACUAUCUCAUCGUCAUACGGCAAUCUAUGUGAUCAACGAAGUCGAACGGGAUGUCAUUCAGCAAGAAACAUAGCGAGGGAUUAUAUGAUUCCUGUGUGCCGUCACCGAUGUUUCGACAACCUAGAGUAACUUGGAUCGUCACAGUAAUGAUAUUAAUUGC